ACCAUUGCGGGCAUUCUUAUACUCCUAGUACUACUUGUAACACUUGAGUAACAACAAACAAACCUCACUCCUCCCAAAUGGACAUUCGGCCAUGGAAACACUACUCCGCCACAUUCCGGCGAGUCAUGAUGGUGGCUUGGAUGUUGUUUAUGGCCAUUUCAGGGGGGCGGAGGCUAUGCGAUUGCAAGUGUGCUUUCGAAGCUAUUUUCAACUUUGGUGACUCGAAUUCUGACACCGGCGGGUUUUACGCUGCUUUUCCAGCCGAGUCAUUGCCUUAUGGAAUGACCUACUUCAGGAAACCGGUUGGCAGGGCUACUGAUGGAAGGCUCAUGAUUGAUUUCUUAGCUCAAGCGAUAGGGUUGCCAUUUUUGAGCCCAUAUUUGCAAUCCAUUGGGUCUGAUUACAAACAUGGAGCCAAUUUUGCAACAUUGGCAUCUACGGUGCUGCUGCCCAAGACUUCCUUGUUUGUCACUGGGGUCAGCCCUUUUUCUCUGGCCAUUCAGCUCAACCAAAUGAAGCAAUUCAAGUCCAAAGUUGAUGAAUCUCACACGAAAGGAAUAUUUGGGAAACUUCCACCACCAGGUAUAUUUGGGAAAUCACUGUACACGUUUUACAUUGGUCAGAAUGACUUCACUCGAAACUUGGCUUCUCUUGGUAUAGAAGGAGUUAAGCAGUAUCUUCCUCAAGUGGUUGCCCAAAUUGCAGGCACCAUUAAGGAUUUAUACGUGCUAGGUGGGCGAACUUUCCUGGUACUUAAUCUUGCUCCAGUGGGUUGUUACCCCGCGUUUCUGGUGGAGCUUCCACACAAUAGAUCCGACCUUGAUGCCUUUGGGUGCAUGGUUUCCUACAACAAUGCAGUGGUGGACUAUAACAACAUGCUCAAGGCAGCCUUAACCCAAACUAGACAAGCAAUCCCAGAUGCUUCUGUCAUAUAUGUGGACACUCAUGCUGUGUUGUUAGAACUCUUCCAGCACCCCAUACCACAUGGGUUGAAGUAUGGAACCAGAGCAUGUUGUGGAUAUGGGGCUAAUGCCUACAACUUUGACCCAAAGGUGUACUGUGGAAACACCAAGGUGAUUAAUGGGAGCACUCUCACAGCAACAGCUUGUGGUGACCCAUACAACUAUGUGAGUUGGGAUGGAAUACAUGCCACUGAGGCUGCAAACAAACUCACUGCUAAUGCAAUUCUCAAUGGCUCCUACUUUGAUCCUCCCUUUCCACUCCACCAGAUUUGCGACCUUCAACCUCUAGUGUAGCCUUAUUUUCAGACCUCCCAAAAGCUGUUUGUUGACAUAUUUGGCGUAUCUUGCGCUUGUAACUUAUUUUCCCGAAAUAGUUUAAAUAUGGAGAAAAAAAGCUGAUUAUCUA
Molecule: messenger RNA, 1368 nt
Organism: Rhododendron vialii
Lineage: Eukaryota; Viridiplantae; Streptophyta; Magnoliopsida; Ericales; Ericaceae
Product: GDSL esterase/lipase At4g01130
Exons: 5
Coding region: 78-1256 (392 amino acids)
Molecular function (GO): hydrolase activity, acting on ester bonds
Source: RefSeq, a predicted model, not a curated record